Messenger RNA from Volvox carteri f. nagariensis, 2877 nucleotides. RefSeq lists its product as uncharacterized. Gene Ontology annotation, molecular function: protein binding. Bases 82 to 2877 code for a protein of 931 amino acids. The transcript is spliced from 6 exons. Lineage: Eukaryota; Viridiplantae; Chlorophyta; Chlorophyceae; Chlamydomonadales; Volvocaceae. The record is from RefSeq and is a predicted model, not a curated record.
GUGCUCGAACUGCCGACACACAACUGCACUUUUUGAUUGCCCUCGCCCUUGCCCACGAGAUCUGCGGCCCCUCCCGCCACCAUGGCUGAGAUAAAGCCGACGCCCAGGAAGGUCAUUGAGACCAUGAAGGAAGCCACUGGUGCCACGGAAGAAGAUAUCAAGUCCAUGCUUCAGCUUUGCGGAGGGGACGUUAACAUGGCGACCGAGCGCCUCCUUGAGAGCCCGUUCCAAACAGUGGGCAAGAAGAAGGACCGCAAGGCACGCGAGGACGACCGCAGGAAUGAUUCUCGUUCUGCUGGUGGACGUGGCUACGAUCGGUUUGCUAACGGUGGCUUGGGAAGGGGCCGCGGCAGGGGCGAGGGCGGGCGUGGCGGCCGGGGGAGCGGCUACGCGACCGGACGUGGAUCUGCCGGGGCUCCGCCGCCGCGCGGUCCGUCCGCCGGUCCUCGCCAGACAAACUCCUCAAAUUUUAACACAGAUUCUAAUGGCGGUUCGGCCCAUGCCGAUAGCAGCUGGGCAGCGCCGACCGCUCAGGAUGGCGAUGCAUGCGCAUGGGGCACCUCGGGCAGCGCCUCCUGGGCCUCCCCCACGCCCGCUGCACCGCCCGCGCCGGAGCCGGAACUGGUAGCAUCGGCCUCAGCUGUCCCAACAGCUGAACAAACCAUCACCUCAACAAGUUAUGCUGUGCCGUCAGUUUCGACAGCAGCAAGCGAUUGGGGAGCAAAUGCUGGCAAGGACCUUAUGGGGAUGCUGUCGGGCGCCACUGUGCCCUCUCCCGCGCAGGUCGCCGCACCAGUAGCGGCGCCGGUACCUGUCGCAUCUGCCCCCACCGACAAGGUAGUUACGCUUUCUGCAGCAGACAACCAGGUGGCACCCCCCACGGCAAGCAGCCAGUACGCCUCAUACGUUGCCGCACCCUCGCCUGCUGCUCCCGCUCUGCCGGCGGAAGCGCCCAAGCCCGCAGCUCCCGCACCGGCUCCGACCGCGCCGGCAGCCCCGGAGGUGGAUAGUCUGCAGCUGAGCUUCGGCACGUUUAACAUUGGUGGCGGUCUCGGUGACUUUGGCGCCAACUUCAGCACAUCCUACAACACCCAGGCCGCUGCCGAGCCCCCGAAGCCGCAGCCCCCGGCACCCCAACCGCAGCCACAGGGACAGCAACCGCAGGCUGUAGCGCUGCCCCAACAACAGCCACAGCAGGUGGAGCAGGCGGUGCCCGCUGCACCAGCUGCCGCCUCUACGGUUGCCCUCGCCGACCAGUACAAGCAAGCCUAUGCCCAGUAUGCCAUGCAGACCGCCGCCGAUAAAGCUGCUGCCGUGGCCGCUGCUGCCCCCUCCGCAUCCGCAGCUGCUGAGCAUUCCACACCCGCGGCCACCUACGGGAGCUUCCCGUCGCAGGCUGCUGCGGCUUUUGGCGGCGCGUUUGGCGCAUCGGGCUUUGGUGCUGCUGGCCAGGUGCCUGAGGCAGGAGCGCGCGUGUUCACGCAGACGGAUUACGCCGCCGCGUACAGCCAGGACGUUCUUAAGCAGGCCGCACAGUCUGUCUAUGGGCAGGCGCCGGCUGCCCAGACUGCGUCAGCCUACGGCACCCAGCCGCAGCAGCCGCAGGUCGCUGUACCCCAGCAGCAACCCCAGCAGCAGGCCCAGCAGCAGCCGCAGCAGCAACAGGUUGCCGUUCCCCCGCAGGCCCAGCAGCAGCCGCAGCAGGUGCAGCAGCAGCCGAUGCCCGUCAGCCAGCCGCAGCAGACGGCUGUGAGCCAGCAGCCACACCAGCAGCAGCAAACCCAGCAGCCUUACGCCACGCACCAGGUUAGCCAGGUUCAGCAGCAAUACGCUGCGCAGUACGCAGCGGCUCAAGCCCCGUAUGCGCAGACCCAGAUCGGACAGCCCGCCGUGGCGAGCGCGGCCGCUUACAACCAGGCCGGCGCUGCCAAGUACAACCCUGCUACUGGCAUGUACGGGCAGGCGGAUCUCAGCGGCGCCGCCGGGGCAUCGAGCGCGGCGGCUGCGAGCACCGCCACGACCACGGCACCGCAAGUGCCCAAUGCCCAGACAGCAACUGCUGCGGGUGGGGUUCCUGUGAACCAGUACACCGCCGCGCCGGGCGUUAUCCCGCCCAUGCAGUAUAAUACCGCCGGAGCCGGAGCAAGCCAUCUGCAGUACACGCAGGCGUACCCGUACAACAACCCCGCGUUUGCUGCAAUGUACAAUAACCCAUAUGCUGCUGCGAUGUAUUACCAGCAGAUGGGAUACAACCAGUACCAGAACCCUGCGGCGGCUGCAGGAUCGCAGCCCCAGCUGUACCUUCAGGCCAACCAGCACAUGGGCCAGAGGUCCGCGUUUCCCAACUACAGUGCGGCCAACCCCGUGGCGGCCGGUGCUGCUCAACUUCCGGGUGGCGCCUACAACACAAACCCAGCUGCGGGUUACGGGUUGACCGGCUAUGAUGAUGCCAGCACAGCCACGGCGUCUGCAGUAAACGCGGCCGCAUCGGCCGGCGCAGCCGCCUACAACGUGCCGGGGGCUGGUGGUGUCAAGCCCGCCGAUAAACAGGACCCAGGCAGUCUCGGCGGCUAUGGCAUGGGCGCCCAGCAGCAGCAACAGCAGCAGCAGCAGCUGCCCCAGGCUGCCAUGCAGCAGCAGGCAGGUGGCCAGCCAGGGGGCCAGGGAGGGCACAUGGGACACGGCGGCCAGCACCACGGUGCUGGGCACUAUGGUAACCAGGCGUACGGGGGGUACGGUAACCAGGGCUACGGUAACCAGGCGUAUGGCAACCAAGGGUACGGCGGCGGCCACUACGGUGGUGGCGGCUACGGCGGUCAGCGCGGCGGCUAUGGCGGGUACAACCGCGGGGGCCCCGGGAACUACAGCAGGCAGUAG